CGGCGUCCUGUAUCGCGAAAACAUGGCGUUUAUUAAUGUGGACAGUUUAUGCAAUAGGGAACAUUAAAUCAAUAUUCUGAACGAUUAUACGAUAUUUUAGGAGAAUCAAUAUGGUCGCAGUCUUAAGUGAAUCACAGUUGAAGAGACUAGCUAAGCACAAGUAUAAUGCAAGCGUUACAACAUUGUUCGAUCCUUUCAUGCAAGUUUGGUGGCGAUGGUUUGUAGAGAGAUUGCCACUGUGGAUAGCGCCGAACACUAUAACAAUCUUGGGAUUAAUUACUAACUUGGUUACAACUUUGAUUUUAGUCUAUUUCUCGCCUCAAGCUCGAUCGGAGGUUCCAUCAUGGAGUCUUCAUUUUAAUGCACUUGGGUUAUUUGUUUAUCAAACUUUGGAUGCAGUGGAUGGUAAACAGGCGCGUAGGACUGGGAGCAGUUCACCGCUCGGGGAGUUAUUUGAUCAUGGUUGUGAUGCGAUAUCUAUGGUAGUUGUUAUCACUGGCGCAUCUGUAGCUAUGAAACUAGGUGAUCUACCCGACUUGAUGAUGUUUAUGUGCAUAGCUGCUGGUGCUAUGUUCUACCUUACACAUUGGCGAGCAUAUGUUAGUGGAGUAGUUCGCUUUGGAAAAAUUGAUGUGACUGAACUGCAAUUAUUAGGUGUAUUCAUAUUCUUUCUCACUGGGUUUUGUGGACAAGAUAUAUUCAGGGUUGAGACGCCCAUAUUUCAGCUGCAGGUUCGGGAAGUUUUCUUGUAUGGAGCAUCGAUACCUGCGCUGCUAUCAACGAUAUUAGGAAUUUAUGAAAUCUUUCAAGGUGGUGUAGGAAAAAACGGAUCUUCUAUCGCGGAUACGAGCGUCCUUUCUCCUGUAGUACCAUUGCUGAUAACACUCUACCUCAUCUACUACAAUUAUGCAUAUUCUAACACGAACGUGUUUGCAAAAGGCCCGUGUUUAUUCGUUUUUGCGUUUGGUAUUGUUUUGGCUAAAGUUUCAAUUCUAUUAUUGGUUGCGUGUAUGUCGAAAAGUAGUGUACCAAUGGUCGACACUGUAUUGUUAUGCCCUUUUGUUCAAGCCGUUAAUAUUCAUUUUAGCUCACCAAUAAGCGAAUAUCGCUUGGUAUGGUUUUGUCUGAUAUUUUCAACUUUGAAUGCACUUCAGUACUGCUUCACUGUAAUCACUGAAAUAUGUAACUAUCUUAAUAUCAGCUGCUUUAGAAUAACAUCAAAACCACUCAAUGAGGAGUCGUCUACAAAGGAGGGAAAGGCGAGCUAACUAUGGACAUGACCAUAUUCUGUAUGAUAAAUUAUGUAGGGAAUCUUCAUAUUUGUUUUUGUUGUGUUUUGAUUGGCGGGUUUUAAUUCAAAUGUUCAUAAUAAAUUAACAAU
This is a messenger RNA of Dendronephthya gigantea, 1381 nucleotides long. RefSeq names its product cholinephosphotransferase 1-like. The coding region runs from base 111 to 1268 and encodes 385 amino acids. Gene Ontology annotation, cellular component: Golgi apparatus; endoplasmic reticulum membrane. Gene Ontology annotation, biological process: phosphatidylethanolamine biosynthetic process. Gene Ontology annotation, molecular function: ethanolaminephosphotransferase activity; diacylglycerol cholinephosphotransferase activity. The record is from RefSeq and is a predicted model, not a curated record. NCBI's taxonomy places the organism in Eukaryota, Metazoa, Cnidaria, Anthozoa, Malacalcyonacea, Nephtheidae. The transcript is spliced from 7 exons.